Molecule: messenger RNA, 3791 nt
Organism: Gaeumannomyces tritici R3-111a-1
Lineage: Eukaryota; Fungi; Ascomycota; Sordariomycetes; Magnaporthales; Magnaporthaceae
Product: 5'-3' exoribonuclease 2
Exons: 4
Coding region: 163-3285 (1040 amino acids)
Biological process (GO): nuclear-transcribed mRNA catabolic process
Cellular component (GO): nucleus
Molecular function (GO): zinc ion binding; 5'-3' RNA exonuclease activity; RNA binding
Source: RefSeq, a predicted model, not a curated record
CGUCGCACAACGAGCGGCGACAGUUUGCCCUUCAACCGAAUCCCAUCCGGGCAAGCCGCCGGUUUCCUCCUGUCCCAUCACAUUUUCUAGGAACGACCCAAAUUGCGACGACAAGCCCAACAAAUCCGCAAGCCGCGAGCGUCGUCGCUUACCACCGCCGCCAUGGGUAUUCCUGCGGCGUUCCGGUGGUUGUCCACCAAAUAUCCCAAAAUCAUCUCCCCGGUCAUAGAAGACAAACCUAUCGAGAUGGACGACGGCACUGUCAUUCCCGUCGAUACUGCGAAGCCGAACCCAAACGGAGAGGAAUUCGACAACUUGUACCUGGACAUGAACGGAAUUGUUCAUCCCUGCGCGCAUCCCGAGGACAGGCCCGCGCCCAAGGACGAGGAGGAGAUGAUGCUUGAGAUUUUCAGGUAUACCGACCGCGUUGUCAAUAUGGUGAGGCCGCGCAAGGUACUCAUGAUCGCAGUUGAUGGUGUUGCUCCCCGUGCCAAGAUGAACCAGCAACGAUCUCGACGAUUCCGAUCUGCGCAGGAAGCCAAAGAGAAGGCUGAGGACAAGAUGGAGCUUCUGAAACUACUAAAGCAGCAAAAUGGUGGCGACGUUGCCCCCGAGACGCUCGAGAGCGUAACCAAGAAGGCUUUCGACACCAAUUCCAUCACUCCUGGCACUCCCUUCAUGCUCAUUCUGGCCGCCAGUUUGAGGUACUGGUGCGCUUACAAGCUGAACACCGACCCCGCCUGGGCCAACCUCAAGAUCAUCAUUUCUGAUGCUACAGUGCCCGGCGAGGGCGAGCACAAGAUCAUGGACUUCGUCCGCUCCCAGCGGUCAUCGCCCGACCACGACCCGAACACGAGGCACGUCAUCUACGGCCUGGAUGCCGAUCUCAUCAUGCUAGGUCUCGCCACGCACGAGCCGCACUUCCGAGUCUUGCGCGAGGAUGUCUUCGCCCAGCAAGGAAAAGCGAGGAUGUGCAAGCUAUGUGGGCAGAAGGGACACGAUGCGCAGAACUGUCGGGGAGAGGCCAAGAAGAAGGAGGGCGAGUUUGAUGAAAAGGAAAAGGCCGAGCCGCUGAAGCCCUUCAUAUGGCUGCAUGUCUCUGUUCUUCGCGAGUAUCUUGCCGUCGAGCUUGAGGUUUCAAACCUCCCAUUUCGGUUCGAUCUGGAGAGAGCCGUUGACGACUGGAUUUUCCUCUGUUGCUUCGUCGGCAAUGACUUCUUGCCGCAUCUACCUGCCCUGGAAAUCCGUGAGAACGGAAUCAACACCCUGACCAACAUCUGGAAGCGGAACCUGGCAACCAUGGGCGGCUACGUCACCAAGGACGGCCACAUCGACCUAGAGCGGAUCCAGGUCAUCAUGAACGGUCUGGCGCAGCAAGAGGACUCUAUCUUUCGGAAGCGAAAGGAAUCGGAAGACCGCAAGGAAGCAAACGCCAAGCGGCGCAAGCUCCAAGAUGACAGAGAGAAGUACGGGAGGAAAGGCGGGCAAAACGAGUCGUUUGGUGGUAUCGCCGAGCCUGGAAAAAUCAUCACGCACGACAUGGUGGUCAACCGCGCCGCAACCCAGGCGCAGGAUGCCAAUGUGGCAAACAAGAGCGCGGCGAGCAUUCUCAAGAGCCAGAUCAAGGCUCUUUCGGCUCCAGCGGGCGAAGCCACCCCUCCCGAGACACCUGUCAAGAACGGAGGUGACUCGGAAGACUCGAAAGACUCGAAGCCGGACACGCCUGCCUCAGAGACGCCCGCGUCGGCUCUCGGCAAACGCAAGGCUGAAUUGUUGGAAGAUGGCGAUAGCUCAGCCGGGCCCAACAGCCCUGCCCCUGGCACGCCAUAUUCUGGUGCAGCGGAGGGCCCCGUCGACACCGUCAGGAUGUGGGAGUCGGGAUAUAGUGAUAGGUACUACGAGCAAAAGUUCCACGCCGACCCCAAGGACGUUGGUUUCCGCCACAAGGUGGCCCACGCGUACGUCGAGGGUCUGGCGUGGGUACUCCUGUAUUACUUCCAGGGCUGCCCGUCAUGGGAGUGGUACUACCCCUACCACUAUGCUCCGUUUGCGGCCGAUUUCCAGGGCCUUGCGGAUCUCAAGAUCUCAUUCGAGAAGGGGAGGACGUCGAGACCCUAUGAGCAGCUCAUGAGCGUGCUGCCUGCUGCGUCUCGCGACAACCUUCCUCCCGUCUUCCAUGAUCUCAUGACAAACGAGGACAGCGAGAUCAUCGACUUCUAUCCCGAGGACUUUGAGCUCGACCUCAAUGGCAAGAAGUUUGCCUGGCAGGGUGUCGUGCUUUUGCCCUUCAUCGAGAUGGACAGGCUUCUGGCUGCCGUCGAGGCCAAGUACCCGCUGCUUACACCGGAGGAGGCGGCGAGGAACGGCGUGGGGAAGGAGGUGCUCAUCUUAUCUGACGCCCACGAGGGGCUUUAUGAAGACAUCAUCACACACUUCUACUCGAAGAGACAAAGUGGCUCCGAGUUCACGCUCAAUCAGCGGAAUAGCGAUCUCUUGGCAGGCAAGGUGUCGAAGCUUGACGACUACCUGCCCCACGGCGCGCUAGCGUAUCCUUUGGAAAGGAAAAGCAUGCCGGAUGUCGAGUACGACCGCUCAUUGAGUGUGCAUUACGAGAUGCCCAAAGCACAUCCCCACAAAUCCAUGCUGAUGCGAGGUGUCAAGUUGCCAACCCCAGCGCUCACCCGGAGUGACCAGGAGGAACUACGAGGGAAGCUGCGUGGUCGUGGCGGCGGCGGCUAUGGCGGUCGCGGUGGCUAUGGAAAUGGCAACGGCGGCGGCUAUGGCAACAAUGGCGGCGGCUAUGGAAACGGCGGCGGCUACGGUAACCGUGGCGGCUAUGGCAACGGCAACUCAUACGGCUCCCGAGACCACCGGGGUGACCGGCAGGGAGGAGGAGGGCAGCAGCACCGCAAUCAGUCGUGGCAGCCUCCCGCACCAGGCCAGUCCGGAUUCGGGGUGGGCUCGCUUCCCCCGCCUCCGCCUCCCGGACAACACUACGGCGGCCAUGGCCAAGGAUACAGCAACCAGUAUCCUCCAGCCUACCCCCAAGGAUACCCACAGUAUUCCGGGGCGUAUCCGCCAGCUGGCGCACCUGCUUACCCGCCGUCAUACCCACCGCAAUCGUACGGCGGACAUGGGCAGCACGGGCAAUACCAACCUCCUCCGCAUGGGGGACAUCGCGGAUCGUAUAACAGACACGACGGCGGCGGCCGGGACCACGGCUCUCACCACGGCGGAGGCGGUGGUGGUAGAGGCCGGGACAACCGUAACGACAGACGGUACUAAUGGAUGAAAUGGAGGUGCUACCCGCCCAUGGAGUGGCAGACCUUUGGUUGGGGGGAAAUGUUGGCUUCAAGAUCUUCAAAGUUGUAUCAUUUGUAUAAGAGGAAGGGUGACUGGGUCUUGUUUGCAUUUCUGUUUUCUAUAUGGACUCGAUGCUGUCGAGUUCGCGCGAUGUUUGAGAUAUCCGAGGCAGGCUAAGGAUAGCCGAGCAGCCCAGGCAGCCGGUCGCUGCUCAAUCCCCAUAUGCUUCAUAUGGUGUUCAAAAUUGCCACACAUUGUCCAACAGGCAAGGACUAUAUUAUUUUAGACGAGGCAUACCUGUCGUCGAUUUCAGAGUGGCGCAUCCAUUGUUCCCAACACAUGUCCUGUCACGAAUCGAAUGUUUUACAAGAUCUUGCCUUUGUUGACGACAAAUGCUUCAAUGGCAGCUAGAAAUGCGCAAUAACGUCGAUUAGUCAGCCUCGUACCUCAAAGUGAUAGGAUAAUUAAGUCUUAUCCGUAUUUUCAAC